AUGUCUUCAGUCACCGUUGCCUCCCUCAAGCGCAUCGACGCCGACGCGCUGUACGCCCUGCUCAAGCAAACCCCCGCCAAACCCGCCUUCGUGUCCUCGUCGUCGUCUUCGUCAGCCGCCGAGCCUCCCACCAGCGUGCGCUCAGACGCCGAGUCCGCCGCAACGACGACUUCGGCUGCGCCCCACGCGUCCGUCGCCGUCAUCGACGUCCGCGACUCGGACUUCUUCGGCGGGCACAUCCGCGGCUGCACCAACGUGCCCACGUCGGCGCUUGACUACAAGCUGCCGGAGCUGGUGAGGCACCUGAAGAGCACGUCGACCGUCGUCUUCCACUGCGCCCUGAGCCAGCAGCGAGGCCCCAGCGCGGCGUUGCGGUACUUGAGGGAGAGGGGCAGGCUGUUGGGCGACGAUGGCCCCGGCGAGGGACAGGAGGUUUGCGUCUUGGAGGGGGGUUUCGUGAGGUGGCAGGAGAAGUACGGCAUGGACGAAACAGUCACGGAGGGAUACAAAAAGGACAUAUGGGAGUAUGGAUAUUAG
Messenger RNA from Diplodia corticola, 537 nucleotides. RefSeq names its product rhodanese-like protein. The transcript is spliced from 2 exons. The record is from RefSeq and is a predicted model, not a curated record. Gene Ontology annotation, cellular component: cytoplasm; nucleus. Gene Ontology annotation, molecular function: protein tyrosine phosphatase activity. The coding region runs from base 1 to 537 and encodes 178 amino acids. NCBI's taxonomy places the organism in Eukaryota, Fungi, Ascomycota, Dothideomycetes, Botryosphaeriales, Botryosphaeriaceae.